Ostreococcus tauri is the source of this 639-nucleotide messenger RNA. Its product is annotated as unnamed product. The coding region runs from base 1 to 639 and encodes 212 amino acids. The record is from RefSeq and is a predicted model, not a curated record. NCBI's taxonomy places the organism in Eukaryota, Viridiplantae, Chlorophyta, Mamiellophyceae, Mamiellales, Bathycoccaceae. The transcript has a single exon.
AUGGAGGAUUUGGUGGCGGCGCGCGACGGCGGCGCGGCGGAUACCGGCGACGACGGAUUCGACGUCGAGCGCGUGUUUCUCAUCCUCAGCGUCGAGGGCGCCGAUCGCACGCGCGCGCACGUCCCGUUACCCCUCGCGCGGGUUCGACCGUCGACGGAGGUUGGGGUGGAUCGAGGGACGCGCGCGCGCGGCGGCGCCGCCGAAACGGCGCGCGCGGCGGAGCUCGAACGCGAGAUGGCGACGAUGCGCGCGCGCGAAGCGCGACUUCUCGAGAGAUGUAGGGAGGAAAUGGCGGCGAUGCGGGCGAAGCACGCGGCGGAGGUGGCGGCGAUGCGGGCGCGGGAGACGCGGUUACGGGUGAAACUGCGCGAGGCGGCGGCGACGCGCGCGGCCGUCGAGCGAACGCGCGUCGCGAGCGAGACGCGCGCGCUUCGGGCGGCUGCGCGCGAGGAAUCGGGCAAAGAGACGAAUCGUUGUCUUGAAUUAGCGUUGCCGACGACGGACGUCGCGAAGGCGCGAGCGACGCGCUCGAGUGACGGUUUGCUCGACGACAUUGACGAACGCCUGAAAUCGCUUCAGACAUUCUUAGCGAGAGCGAAAGGGGCGCGACUGGACGACGGCGUCGACGUCGCGCGGUGA